Messenger RNA from Porites evermanni, 464 nucleotides. Lineage: Eukaryota; Metazoa; Cnidaria; Anthozoa; Scleractinia; Poritidae. The record is from the annotation of a GenBank genome assembly.
GAAAACUGUCGAACAGUUGAAUUUCAAGAGGAAAGAAAGAACGAGGUGUUAAUCAACCACGUCUCCCAUCGUUAUUACGUUGAUAAUGACAUCUGCCAGAUUAACUGUUACCGCGAACCAGGCUGUGUAUCCUAUAACCAUGGUACGCUGGGUGAUGGGACAUUUUUGUGUGAGCUGAACGACAAGGACCAUACGCAAGCAUCGUCGAAUGAGAUGGUGGCAAGAUAUGGGUUUAUAUAUCGUCCAAUAUUUGUACGAGAUGACGUAAUAAAUAAGUUAUAUUCGCCGAUGAAAAGGCUCAAAGCUCAAAAAAAUGAUCCUUUGUCUAACUCUAUCAAUUUUCUUUCAGAAUCCCUGUGGAAGCAGCCCCUGCGCCGGACAUUCCAAAUGCCAAUCAGGUUUUGGAGACCAGGAAUAUCACUGUAGUUGUCUACUUGGCUUCUAUGGAGAAGAAUGUGAAUUAG